UUCCAUCAUCUCAUUAGUCGGCUUCGCUACAGGUUUCUAUUCAAACUCAGUGUGUGAAAUUAUUAAUCUUGACAGCUUUCAAACAGCUCCAUGAACUCGCUUGUGGACACCAUAAACUUUUGGCACAGAUAAUUGAAAGAUUAGUAGCAAAGUUGCAAGAAUGGCGAUAAGUUUCCAGAAUGAAACCUUUUGUGCGAAGUGGUGUAGCUGUAGUCGACUCUAUCAACGAAUGAAAAAAGAUUUACUCCUAAUUCUUAUAAUCAUUGGUGCAGCUCUAGGAUUUUUGAUAGGAGCGUUAGUAAACGCUCCUGUAAAUGCAAUCGUUGACCCUGAAGAACGCCAAACUACWAUCAUGCUCAUAGGUUUCCCCGGUGAGUUGCUCAUGAGCAUGCUACAAAUGGUAAUUCUGCCCUUAAUUGUCGCUAGUCUGAUCACUGCUUUAGCGGCGUUAGAUUCUACAGCUUCGGGAAAAGUUGGCCGAAGAGCAAUGCUGUUUUACUUGACGACAACCCUUUCUGCUGCUGUCCUUGGUAUGGCUUUAGUUUCAAUCAUUCAACCAGGGAAAACAGACCGACCUGAUGGAGAGAAAACCACUUCUACGCCGUAUAGGAUUCUGGAUUCGUUUCUAGACUUAUUAAGGGGUCUCUUUCCAAGUAAUCUUGUCGAGGCUACAUUACGCCAGAAAAAGACGGCUUACACAUCAGUACAAGCCAAGUACGACAAGUACAACAACACGGUAGACGUAUCCAAACUACCAAUCAACGAGACCAUAACCAUAUUUAGUAAUGGUACUCACAAUAUCACGACCAUCAGUCGUCUUGUCUAUCCAGCAUCUAAGACCAUUCCGAGCGGUACCCGAAUGACACCGGGAAUGAAUGUACUUGGAAUCGCCUUCUUUUCCAUUAUAUUUGGAUACGUUUUGGGGGAAAUGGGAGAGAAAGGACAAGUGAUGAAAGAUUUUUUCAAGAUUCUAAAUGACAUUGUCAUGAAAAUUGUCUUUAUUAUCAUGUGGUACGCUCCUAUUGGUAUUUGUAGUCUUAUAGCCACUCGCGUAGCUGCCAUGGAUGAUAUUCCUAAGGCUCUUAACAUGUUAGCACUGUUCAUAGUUACCGUACUCAGCGGGCUGACCAUCCACGGGAUGAUAGUUCUACCACUCAUGUACCUGGUCGUCACCAGGAAGAAUCCUUAUCAUUUCAUCGCUGGCAUGAGGGACGCCUUGUUAACAGCAUUCGGAAUCAGCUCCAGCUCUGCAACUCUUCCAACUACAAUCCGUUGCGUGGAAGAGAAUAACAAGAUCGAUUCUCGAAUCAGCAAGUUUGUUCUUCCACUGGGCGCCACCAUUAAUAUGGACGGGGGAGCUUUGUACGAGGCCAUAUCAGCCAUUUUCAUAGCUCAGCUUAGUAAUAUAGAGUUAUCGCCUGCAAUGUUUGUAGCAACAUGUGUCACCGCUACAGCCGUUUCUAUAGGUGCAGCAGGUAUACCGUCAGCAGGAAACGUAACGACCAUUAUUGUCCUGCAAGCCGUCAACCUCCCAUUGGAAAAUAUUGGGCUUCUCAUGGCAGUCGAUUGGUUCCUUGAUCGUUUCCGUACCACUGUGAACGUUCUCGGAGACUCUAUCGGAACCGGCAUUGUAGCACAUCUAUCACGUGACGAUCUAACAGUGGUUGACCAUCAUCCGGUGGGACAGGACUACGUCAUUGACAAAGAUGGUCUUUUGGACAAUAACCAAGAGGAAAACAUUGUCAUGACGACCAUGUAAUGAUUUAACAAGACAAACGUAUGUAUAUCAUCGACACAGAUAGCUUUUUAGGAUCCGAGCCAAAGAAUCAUGUAGUASAGUUAGCAAGACAAGCAUGCACAUGUCGUUGUCAUGGUGACAUUCAUGUGAGUGACUCAGUUUUAAAACUGUUCUAAGCCAGAUUUACUUAGCAAAUAUUUAUACAUCAACUUGAAAUUACAAUGCUACAGUUUCUUUUGCAGUUCCGUAACGUUUCAUACUGAGUUUUUCCAUCGUUUAGACACUAAGUUUAUGUUUGCGAAGAUCUUGGCUCUUCAACGAGGCUAAGCCUGAGCCUGCAAUCAAUACAAAAACACUCGUAUUCUUCAAUCUCUAAGAGUCUUAGGCUGAUAUUUAACCUUUUUUGAGAACUCUAGAAGUAAGAUUCUUUGCUGAAGAUAAAUUAAUAUUUUAAUACUUAAUCUAGGUAAGAUAAUAGAUUGUGAAGUCACAAAACCCGUGAAAUAGAUGUUAGACGAAUACACAUUAGUAGACCCUAAUUCCAUUGUUUUCUUUUGUAUCUUUUUGACUAGAGUGAAGUCACUAAACCCGUGCAAUAGAUAUUAGACUAAUAUACAUUAGUAGACCCUAAUUCCAUUGUUUUCUUUUGUGUCUUUUUGACUAUCACAUGUUGACUAGUAUUUUUUAUUUCACGGGUAAGUACCUUCACUCUAGUGCGCUUUUUGAAUUGUAUUUAUGGGGUAUUGUGUAUUAUCAAUUUCCUGGGGUUUAACGAGUCUUAUCACUGUGUUAUCACUGUGUUACAGACAAGACAUAAGACAAGGUAUUACUUCCAAUGAAGUAAACAUUAGGAAUUAUUUCGUUAAAAAAUUUAACUAUGUAUCCGCAUUGAGUAUAGAAUACUGAGUAGUCAGCGGCAUGCCUGUGGGCUCAAUAUAGUUCCCAGUGCCUUCUCUGUUCAUGACGUCAAUACUUAUGGGAAUAUGAGUGAGUGUAAGUGAAAGCGACUCAAUUCAGUUCAUUGUGUAUUAGGUUUACGGUAUCACGUUGCGGAUACCUUAUUGGAUGAAAUGUUUUGGUUGAGAAAGAGAUGCUUUUGAUCURUCAACCUGCGUUUUUGUUUACUUUUUUUAUUUUGAUUUAGUGUUCUUGUUUUUGUUUGUUUGUUGUUUUUUUUUUGUUGUUUUUUUGUUUUUUUGUUGUUUUUUUUUCAAAUUUGUAGAUUUUGUAAAUUGUAAUUAAACACAAGUAACUACGUUACUGAAUAAACAAAUACAAUUUCCAAUUCCUACUCGUUUUYAUUCGCUUUUCUUGCUUUUAUUUUUUAUUUUUUUACUUCAUUUUUUUUCUAGAUCGUGGAAGUCGUUGGGUUUGCCUAGAGGGAGACUGGGGGCGAUCCCCUUUUGCACUCCAGUUUUCUUGUUUCCAUUUUGGGUCACCACAACAGCCCCAUGAAAAAGGAAGGAAAAAAAAGAAUGCAUAAUAGAUCACUUAUAUCUCUAUGUUCGCCCAUCUCGAUAUAUAUGAAAAACAGGCUUGGAUUACUCAAAUACAGGAAAAUCUAUCCAUAUCGGAACUCAAGAUUUUUUCGUCAGAGAAGCACCGACAGUGUUUUGGAAUUUUUUGAGACUAUUUUCUUGUGACAUUCUUGUUUCACUCAGACCUCUUUCAUUUGACACUUUAAUAUGACAUUUAGACUAUGCUUGAGCAAUCAUAUGCAUGUGCUUAGAUUAGCAUGGAGUA
Messenger RNA from Actinia tenebrosa (Australian red waratah sea anemone), 3481 nucleotides. RefSeq names its product excitatory amino acid transporter 3. Lineage: Eukaryota; Metazoa; Cnidaria; Anthozoa; Actiniaria; Actiniidae. Gene Ontology annotation, biological process: L-glutamate transmembrane transport. The record is from RefSeq and is a predicted model, not a curated record. Gene Ontology annotation, cellular component: plasma membrane. Gene Ontology annotation, molecular function: glutamate:sodium symporter activity; neutral L-amino acid transmembrane transporter activity; L-glutamate transmembrane transporter activity.